AUGAAGAACGAACUGGAACCGUUUGGCGGAAAGGUAAUGGUGUUCAGCGGAGGCCACCGCCAGAUUUUACCGACACCUGGUGCAGGGAUGCGUCCGAUACAAUUGUCACCACAACGACGAAAAAUCUCUGCUGCUGUCCAAAUGUCCAAGCACCCUUCCUCCAUCACGCCACGUCGACGGCUCAAAUCCAACGCAUCACACUCGAAUCUCCUUCGUCGGCUGCUGGCUUUCAUGCGCUUCUUUAAACGAAUCUCGGUCAUCGUUCAACGCUUAACACUCGCUCGCCCAAAAGCUAUAAUUGCUGUAAUGUAUACGCCCGGUGCACAGUUCACCAACGAACUCGACCGAAUGGAGCUGUUACCACCUUCACUCCCUCGGCAGAAAGAUAUCGGCGGCACUCAUGGUAUACAAGAGCAGACAGAGGAUACUGGGCUGGCUGACAAGGCUGUCGCGUGGAUGCUCGCUCCUGUAUUCUUCUGCUGUGUCGUGGCCGAGAAAGCUAAGCCACCGCACACAUGGAAGCCACCGAGGUCUUCAGCCGAGUCGUCAUUUCUUUUAUGCUGAAGUUGUUUGUAUUAGCGAAGGAUCUGCCGUGGGAACAGUUCAAGGGGUCUGGAAAAAGCCAAGUAAGGGCCUCCCGCGAAGCCGCAAAACCAUUUUCUUCGAAGUAAACGAUAAUUAUUGAAUAAAGCAGCGUUUAGAGUACACUGCCAAAGCUUUCUCCAUGCUGUGCGUGAUCAGUAGGGAAAGUAGCGUACCUACAGCGGUUUUCAA
This is a messenger RNA of Phytophthora nicotianae INRA-310, 774 nucleotides long. RefSeq lists its product as hypothetical. The coding region runs from base 1 to 564 and encodes 187 amino acids. The transcript is spliced from 2 exons. The record is from RefSeq and is a predicted model, not a curated record. NCBI's taxonomy places the organism in Eukaryota, Oomycota, Peronosporomycetes, Peronosporales, Peronosporaceae.